CCUACCUUGCCUAGGUACCUAAGACUCCGGAUCUUAUCAACAGCCAUCUAGAUUCCCUUGUUUUGUUUUCGGCCUUUUCAUCCUCUUUCUGGUUCGCUCUCGUAUAUCUCCAUGCACUGAUUGAUGCACAUGGCGCCCAUGUUCUUGGGACUAUCCAGUUAAUUCUCGCUGCCUUGGGCCGCCUUGUUCAUCCUUUCUUUACAUGAGGCAGAAGCCUGAAGUGCCAAACCUCCUCCUCCGUCGCUCUGAAACCCCCUCCAUCGAUCAGGCUCUGGCUGUAUAAGCGUCUUGUUAGCAUAACAGAGUCAUCCUGUCUAACAAACGUCAGGCUGUCGCAUACCAAGUGGCAUCUUUCCCAAUUCUCGAGAAAACACAAGCUGGAAUUAUCCUUACAUCGACAUCUCCAACUCGCCCGCAUCGAUCCGACCACCACAGGCGUCCCGUCUGCGUUCGUCUGCCGUCAUCAGCUACGCAUUAUCCGCCGUGGUCCCACACCGCCGACUAACACCACAAGGCACCAUUCCCGACGAGCCCACUGGAGUUGCAAUAACCUUUUCGAAACAACUUUUGGGGGCGUGGGAUAGACCGCCAUGUUCUCAGAAUAUGCGUCAAAGUUCCUCUCCCAGUCACAGUCACGGUUGUCCAGCUUUGCCGGGCAAGAUAACAACGACCGGCCUUCGUCUCGCCAACCAGGGGGCUGGACCGGCAGAGGCAGAGGACUGAGUGGGCGCUCCUACUACAGAGGCGCCACAGGCAACCCUUAUCAACCGACUGGCUCUCGCUUUGGUACCCUUGCCGGAUUUGGGUCUCGAUACGCCCAGGAUGCGCCGCUUUUUCAAGCCGCUGUUGAGCAAGAGGAGGAGGACGAGGAGGAGAGAGACCGGGAGGCUGCAGAUCUGUUUGCACUGCAACGCUCCCGUCGCGUGAUACCUGCCGCCCGGUUGGAAGAUAGCACCGAAGCCGAGGAUGAUGGGAGUGCUUCGCUAGAGAGGAGUCGGGGAUACCAAGACGCCCUCGGAACUCGCCUCCACGGCAUCAGAAGCAGUUGGAACGACUCUACAAGUCUAUCCAAGCGUGAACACGACCGCCGACAAGGAGGGAGCAAGUUAUUUGGGAAGCACAAACGCCAAGGCUCGGAUGAGGAUGACAGCACUAAGGGGGCCAUGGAAGACGUAGGACUGCAGUCAACUAUUGCCGAGGAUGAUGAUGACCCGCCAGAGGAUCUGUUGGGUGAGGCUUCUAUGGGCAGCUCACCACCGGCUUUCCAAAAGUUCAAGUCACGGCCGGCAACGCAGAGAUAUUCAACCAGGAGAAGUUCGGUUCAGGAUUCGGAGGCCGGUCUAUUGCACGAGUCGCGAAGGUCGUUCGACGGUGGAUUGCCACCAGAUGCUGGGCUAACACCAGCACAACCGGUUGCGGAUGGGGAAAUAUUUGUCCAUGAUCCUUUCUUCGCUUACAUAUUCUUGAUUGCGUUGGCUUCCUUGUUUGCGACAUUUGUGCUGGUUUACCUUCACACAAGCGGGAAGCGGCCACUCGGCGACACCAUUUACAACACCAUAACCAAAUCUUUCAACCUACUAGCUGUCGACACAUUGGUUUCAAUGGUUGUCGCAUUUGUGUGGUUGGCGACUCUGCGGGCGUACAUCAGGCCACUGGUUUACUUGAUCUUGGUGUCCGUGCCGAUUAUCAUGACCGCCUUCUCCCUGUAUCCCUUGAUCUUGAGUUUCCGCUCAACGAGCGGAAGUACCCGAGCGCAGGAUACCGUCAUGAGGUGGGCUUCCACUGUCCCAGCUGCUGCGGCCGUGAUCUGGAUAUACAUGGUCUUCAAGGGCCGCCUUGCGAUUCGAUCAGCCAUCCAUAUCCUGGAGUUCUCGAGUCGUAUUCUUGCGGCAAACUCGCCUUUGAUGUUGGUUGGUGUAGGAUGCCUGGCCACGGUAGUGCUCUGGACCUGGGUCUGGUUACUCAUGUUUACCAGAGUCUUCCUGGGCGGGAGUUUCUCCAGCUACCUAUCGCGUUUUAUCAUCAGUGCGUCCAGUUGGUGGCUAGGCAUCUACUUUGUUCUGAUGUACAUCUGGACCUUGUCGAUCCUCUCCGGCAUCCAGCGAGCCACGACGGCGGCGACGGUAUCGCAAUGGUAUUUUCAUCGCAACGCGGUCCCAGCAGCAUCAUCCAAGGACGUCGUCUCUGCCGCCCUGGGCCACGCUCUUAGCACCAUCUUUGGCACCAUCAGCAUGUCGACACUGAUAGCGCUAGCCAUCCGCCUGCCCCUUCUCAUAUUACCCUCUCGCGCUGCAAACAUUCUCAGUAUGAUUGUUUACUCGUUCGUUCCUACACCGAUUGCAGCUCUUACGAACCCGUUGACUCUCACGUAUGCCGCCAUCCAUUCCGAGUCCCUCGCGGUUGCCUCUCGAGGCCUUAGCCGAAUGGACUUCCUUGCCCCUCAGCGACCCACCACGACGCUCACACCAGUCGCUCUACGAUCCGACACUCACAACUCUCCACUCCUGCCAUAUCGGCUAGCAAAGCUUAUCUUGCAUGCUACGCGGUUCAUAAUGGCUACCGCGCUCGGCUUUGCGGGUUGGGUCAUGACGGCUCGACAGCUGACGGUUGAACGACCCGAUGGGACCCUGGGACUUAAGGGGAGCGCGUACGCCUAUGUCGUGGGUAUGGUUGCCAGCUUUAUCGGAUGGGGCAUCCUAGGUGCAAUGGAAGGUAUUCUGAGUGGUAUCGUCGAUGCCGUUGUCAUCUGCUAUGGUAGCGAAAGGGGAAUGGCUUCAGGCGGUUACUGUAUGGAGGCCGCGCAGCUCUUUGGUUCUUUCAAUGGAUCCUACGGUAGGGGCAGAGAUGAAGAGGACCGCCGCGAGGUUUACUAGGCGUCCAAACCUGACGAGUGGCAUACUCCAUGGAAUGGAGGCAUAGCAUUUGAAUGAUGAUGGAACGAAAUAAGAUGACGCAUUACGAUGGGAUGGUUUGGUUCAAUACUUUUCGGGACUUUACAACUGGUCGAAAGCGCAGACAAUAUGAGACGGGAAAGGUUACGGAAUGGUUACGGAGACUGCACAGGUAUUGCGAUUUCGCUGGGUCUUUCCUCUGCGUUUGUGAGCAUAAUUGGAGUAGAGGAAACUGGCCUAAACUGCAUUGUUAUGGUGACCAAAUGGGCAAUCAUGGUUUUAUAGACAAGUGUCAGUAUAAACCGACGCAAGGUAGGCUGUAGUUCGAAGAGUUGGUUGAUGCUGGCUCUGGGUUAGGGUUAAUGAUUGAAACAUAGCGACUAUAUGAAGAUACCUAUGCCACCACGUUGUGCGGAUCUACAUUGAAUUAUAGAUAUCAGUCUAAUGGAAGAAUCUAGCAAGAUAUAG
Molecule: messenger RNA, 3359 nt
Organism: Neurospora crassa OR74A
Lineage: Eukaryota; Fungi; Ascomycota; Sordariomycetes; Sordariales; Sordariaceae
Exons: 2
Coding region: 591-2873 (760 amino acids)
Biological process (GO): transmembrane transport
Cellular component (GO): plasma membrane
Molecular function (GO): transmembrane transporter activity
Source: RefSeq, a predicted model, not a curated record